Molecule: messenger RNA, 5483 nt
Organism: Oncorhynchus masou masou (cherry salmon)
Lineage: Eukaryota; Metazoa; Chordata; Actinopteri; Salmoniformes; Salmonidae
Product: calcium homeostasis modulator protein 5-like
Exons: 2
Coding region: 3500-4387 (295 amino acids)
Cellular component (GO): plasma membrane
Molecular function (GO): monoatomic cation channel activity
Source: RefSeq, a predicted model, not a curated record
CAGGUCCUGACAGCCACGUUUCAUCUUCAAUGCCCUUGCUGAUGGAAGGAGGUUUUCACUCAAUCUCACGAUACAUGGCCCCAUUCAUUCUUUCCUUUACACGGAUCAGUCAUCCUGGUCACUUUGCAGAAAAACAGCCCCAAAGCAUGAUGUUUCCACCCCCAUGCUUCACAUUAGGUAUGGUGUUCUUUGGAUGCAACUCAGCAUUCUUUGUCCUCCAAACACGACGAGUUGAGUUUUUACCAAAAGUUAUAUUUUGGUUUCAUCUGACCAUAUGUCAUUCUCCCAAUCUUCUUCUGGAUCAUCCAAAUGCUCUAGCAAACUACAGAUGGGCCUGGACAUGUACUGGCUUAAGCAGGGGGACAAGUAUGGCACUGCAGGAUUUGAGUCCCUGACGGCGUAGUGUGUUACUGAUGGUAGGCUUUGUUACUUUGGUCCCAGCUCUCUGCAGGUCAUUCACUAGAUUCCCCCCGUGUGGUUCUGGGAUUUUUGCUCACCGCUCUUGUGAUCAUUUUGACCCCACGGGGUGAGAUCUUGCGUGGAGCCCCAGAUCGAGGGAGAUUAUCAGUGGUCUUGUAUGUCUUCCAUUUCCUAAUAAUUGUUUCCACAGUUGAUUUCUUCAAACCAAGCUGCUUACCUAUUGCAGAUUCAGUCUUCCCAGCCUGGUGCAGGUCUACAAUUUUGUUUCUGGUGUCCUUUGACAGCUCUUUGGUCUUGGCCAUAGUGGAGUUUGGAGUGUGACUGUUUGAGGUUGUGGACAGGUGUUUUUUAUACUGAUAACAAGUUCAAACAGGUGCCAUUAAUACAGGUAACGAGUGGUGGACAGAGGUGCCUCUUAAAGAAGAAGUUACAGGUCUGUGAGAGCCAGAAAUCUUGCUUGUUUGUAGGUGACCAAAUACUUAUUUUCCUCCAUAAUUUGCAAAUAGAUUCAUAAAAAAAUCCUACAAUGUGAUUUUCUGGAGAAGAAAAUUCUCAUUUUGUCUGUCAUAGUUGAAGUGUACCUAUGAUGAAAAUUACAGGCCUCUCUCAUCUUUUUAAGUUGGAGAACUUGCACAAUUGGUGGCUGACUAAAUACUUUUUUGCCCCACUGUAUAUACAUUUUUAUUUGUAACAAGAUACUUCAGAGAAUGGUAUUUUGUAUUUUCAAAAUAAUAAAAAUACUAUUCUUUCCCAAAAAAUGUAUAGCGGUUCACAGUUUUGUGGCCCAAUAUCACCCCAAAUUUGCUGCAUUGGUAUCAGAAGUCUUAUGAUAUGAGACCAUGGGAGCUGUUGUUGGAUGAGUGGAAGAACUUGAAAGAAUGUUGAAGCACAAGUAUUCACUUUAAGUAUGAGGAUAAUGCAGUGAAUUUGGUCCAAAAGUGGAUAGUAAACUUGACUCUGAAAGGGAACAAACACACUAUGUUAUUGCCACACUGUCACCGCACUCACUCUCAUUCAGGAAGUGGAUCCUGUGCCUCGACUUUCUUUCAUACACCUUUUCACCUCCUCCAGCACAUCUGAUUACGUCACGCUCACAGUAUUUGAGGUAACGGGGCCACAAAGUCCCGAAGACAAACAUAUAAACUAUAAAGAUAAUUUGGAAAAAUCCAAAUAACUUCACAGAUCUUCAUUGUAAAGGGUUUAAACACUGUUUCUCAUGCUUGUUCAAUGACCCAUAAACAAUUAAUGAACAUGCACCUGUGGAACGGCCGUUAAGACACUAACAGCUUACAGACGGUAUGCAAUUAAGGUCACAGUUAUGAAACUUAGGACACUAAAGGGGCCUUUCUACUGACUCUGAAAAACACCAGAAGAAAGAUGCCCAGGGUCCCUGCUCAUCUGCGUGAACGUGCCUUAGGCAUGCUGCAAGGAGGCAUGAGGACUGCAGAUAUGGCCAGGGCAAUAAAUUACAAUGUCCGUACUGUGAGACGCUUAAGACAGCGCUACAGAGAGACAGGACAGACAGUUGAUCGUCCUCGCAGUGGCAGAUCAUGUGUAACAACACCUGCACAGGAUCGGUACAUCCGAACAUCACACCUGCGGGACAGGUACAGGAUGGCAACAACAACUGCCGAGUUACACCAGGAACGCACAAUCUCUCCGUCGUUGCUCAGACUGUCUGCAAUGGGCUGAGAGAGGCUGGACUGAGGGCUUGUAGGCCUGUUGUAAGGCAGAUCCUCACCAAACAACACCGGCAACAACAUCACCUAUGGGCACCCACUGUCGCUGGACCAGACAGGACUGGCAAAAAGUGCUCUUCACUGACGAGUCGCGGUUUUGUCUCACCAGGGGUGAUGGUCGGAUUAGAGUUUAUCGUUGAAGGAAUGAGGGUUACGCCGAGGCCUGUACUCUGGAGCGGGAUCGAUUUGGAGGUGCGCUGCCGUUUGCCUCCUGCGUCUGCAUUUGGGUUUCGCCUUGUGCCCUUAUAGCACUCAGAGGCCUUUUAGGGUGAGGAGACUAUAGCUUCAUCCUGUGUGAAUUGUAGAGCACAGAAACUCAUCACAAGCUUCUAUAGGAAGUGGGAGAGGAAACCCUUCUCUUUACCAACCACUAACUCAGAACACAUGUUUGAUCUGCCCUUUUCUCCUUUUUCUGAAACACUAGUAGGUCUUAUGCAAGUCUAAUGUAAUGUCUAGCUAGCUAUAUGAUUGCCUAUAAAACUGUUGUGCUCCGUGUUAUAUUUCUGGGUAUGCACGACAUGCAUCUACGUGAGCUUGCAUAGCUCAGUAUGAACAUUUUUGCAACUGCUUAUGAAUGAACUGCAGCUUUUGUGCCGAAAUACCACGUUGCGUCGUGUGUGCGGUGUUUUGUGCAUGAAAGGGAAAAAGAGGGCGAGAGAGAGCAAAGAGUGAUUUCAUAUACUGUAUAAUGUUGUAUCUGGGUCAAGCUGUAUGUGCAUUUAAUACAGACAAUAAAUCAUGGUGCUGAAAUCACUGUGCUGAACUGCUCAAAUAACUAUCCAAGUGAAUCUGGUUAAAGUGAAGUUUUUGUUUUUUUGACAGACUGCAUGACCCCGUGGCUGCUUGUCAUAUGACAUCACUCUGAGAGGAUAAAGGCAGCUGCAUGGCCUGAAGUAAAAAACCAGAUCUGCAGGAUCUCAGCCAGUUUAGUCACUUUUGUUUUAUUACCUACGCCUAGGAAAGGAGGGGGGAGUGGGAGAGAAGUAAAUUUAGAAGGAAGAUUCAAGGUGGGGUUUGAGAGUUGGAGAAUACAAUCUCAUUGGAUUAAGAGUUCGGACAAGGGUAGGAAAGAGAGAAAGUGAGGAAAAGAGGGAGGAGUUGGUGAGAGAGGAAGAUUGAAAGAGAAAGAACAGGAGGGAGGGAAAGGGAGGGGCAGAAAUAGGCUCCAAAAAGCUUCAGUGUGUUUGUGCUCAGACAGCACAGGAAGUGGAGUGAGUGUUGGAGACGCAACCCGUUGCGUCAACUAUUUCACUGCCUUAUUUUUCCUCUUCUAAAUCUUCAUUCUCUGUGCGUUAUUUUGUUUUUUUGCUGAGCGUGUGUGAAAACUCCUUGUCGACACCAUGGAUAACUUCCAGACCGUCCUACGCUUUUUCAUGAACCAGAAGGCCACCAUUGGCUACAGCUUCAUGGCCCUCCUGACCAUCGGGGGAGAGCGGAUCUUCUCCAUGGUCUCCUUCCAGUGCCCCUGCAACCACGACCAGAACUUUGCAUACGGCCUGACCUUCCUGUUGGGCCCAGGCCUGGUGCUUCUGGUGCUGGGUCUUUUCUUCAGCAGCAGGCUGUGGCGCCUCUACACUGGCUGUUGCCUCAACCCCAUUAAGCUCUGCCCCGGUGGCAACUGUUUCACCUGCCUCAAGGUGUUUGUCAAAAUCUUCUUCGGUGCCUGUGUGGCCCCUAUCAUGUGGCUGUGUGUGGCACUGUUGAACGGGACCUUCUACGAGUGUGCCGUCAGCGGGCUGGAUAAUAACCUGGUGCUGGAUAUGUUCUGUAAGAACAGGACUUUGAUGUGCCGGGAGGAGCUGGCCCGUGUGCCCUGCAGCAAGUCCAAGCUGCCCAGUGACUUGAACAUGGAACUGUUGCUUAUGUUCCGGGCUCAGUCACAGAUACUGGGCUGGUGUAUCAUCAUCAUUUCAGCCGUUCUCGGGCUCCUCGGGACCUGCUACACCAACUGCCGCUCGAAGGUGAGCUACCUGCAGCUCACCUUCUGGAAGCACUACAUAGAAAAGGAGAAGGAGCAGUUUGACACAUUCUCAAUGGAGUACGCAUCCAAGCUGGCCGAGAGGAACCUGAAGAGCUUUUUUGAGAACCGUGAACCGGAAAUAUUCCCUUUCCCCAACCACAAGGCCUGGGAGGAGAUCUCAGGCCUCUACACCUUCUCCAAGAGUGAGCAGUACUACAGCACCCUGCAGAGGUAUGUGGAGCGUGAUGACCAGAGACUACUGCCCUGACAAAAGACCAGUCAUGGAGCUGGACCACGGCACAGAGAUGAGCUGAGAGAGCGGUGGAUAAUGGCAUAUAAAUGCAUAUCCAUAUUUCACGAACACUAGAUUGGGACAUUGUUUGAGACUUUUUCUAUUGACAGUGUAUGAAUGAUAGUAUAUCCUAUUUGUUUUACCUUUUAUAAAUGACACGCAGUAUAUACUAUAGGUUUAACUCACAGACUGAGGAGAGGCGUUGUUUCCUGCAUUUCCCCCAAAGCACUGACAUCUACACAGAACACCAUUCAGAAGGUUACUACCAGUGACACAGCAGUUAUUACCAAAGAAUGCAGCCAUUGCAGAAGUGGUGAAACAGCAGGGCUUCUUGUCUGAUGAUUUGAAAAAGUCUCCUCUGCCUCUCUUUGACAAGCCUUUGAGGCAUUUCAUUCACUUUACUGGUCGAUAAUGGUAGGAGAGAUGUAGUUGUAUAGUUUUAAUAUGGAAUUUUGUAUGUAAUAUUGCACCACGAUAGAGUUGUAACAUGCAAUUUCCUUGAAAUGUUUACACAAUGCAAUGCUUGUAGAAUUUUGUCAACUUGAGCACAACCUUAAAGUGUCUUUCUAUGACGGUACAAGUGAAGCAGCUCACUUUAUGUUGCAUGGUAAUUUGAUGAUAACUAGUCUUGUCCAAGCAAUACGUUUAGGUCUGCCAUUACUGCCUUCCUGUUCAGUUAUUAAUGUCCAUAGUAGUCAGUAACUCACAAAUGAAGAGGUAAUUAAUCAUGUAUGACAUACGGGAUAUUCUCACUGGAUUCUACAAAAGAUUUCGUGGCCCCUGUUUUUGUGGCCCCUCCUCUUCUUUCGAACAUCUGUAAAACCAUGUAAUGUGUAAGCGCUAAAUUAACCUGUACAUAGAACCUUAUUUGUACAUGUUGCAUUAUGCCUGAUUAAACCAUUUCAGGGUGGUGAGUUUGUGUGUAAAACCUGUCCACAUUCCACCGUGUUUGACUAAGGGGAGAAUGCAGCCAUAUCGGUGUAGUUGCAGUGCCUUCAGAAAGUAUUCAUACCCCUUGACCUGAUCCACGUGUUGUUGUGUUAAAACCUGAAUAAAACAUUUGUUAAACAGA